CGGGGCUGUCUCGGGCGGUUAGGUCCGGCGUGAGCUUUUCUUUUAACUGGUGCGCCCACCAUGACGAUCACCUACAGCUGUAUUGCUAAUGGCCGAGCGGUCCUAGCGGAGCUGGCCCUGACCGGCGGCUCCUAUCAGGAAGCAGCAGCAACAGUGCUUCGACUGGUGCUUCUAAGAGCUGAGCCCAAGACCAUCAUGCAGAUGGGAAGCUUUGUCUACCAUACUCUCUUUAUCAAUGGAAUCACUUACCUAUGUGCCACAGACAAUGCCUUGGAUACUUUAACACCAUCUUCAUUUCUUAAAAAUGUUAGUGACACUUUUCUGAGAAAUCCUUUGAUGUCGCAAGAACAUUUUUCUCCUUCAAAUGCAGUUGCUGCAGAUUUUCAACAAGUAUUAGGGAAGUAUAUGAUGAAAUACAAUAAAAAUCAAGGUGAUAGCUCGAUGUCUACACUCAAGAGCCAAGUAACUGAUGUAAAAAAUAUUAUGUCCAAAAAUAUUGAUGAAAUUUUGGGAAGUGAAGAAAGAUUGAAUAUCUUCACUGAUAGAACCGAUGAUCUCCAAACAACCGCCGAAGAGUCCCAAAAAACAAGAAAGAUUCUUAGGAGGAUAUGGUGGAAACACUUCAGAAAGAUUAUAGUCAUCACCGUGGUAAUUCUCCUUUCAAUCAUCAUCAUUCUUUUAAGUACAAAUGUAAUACCAACCUGACCCUCUUUCUCCACAACCCCAGAAGUUACCAAUAAAUUGUUGUGUGUAAA
Molecule: messenger RNA, 755 nt
Organism: Suricata suricatta (meerkat)
Lineage: Eukaryota; Metazoa; Chordata; Mammalia; Carnivora; Herpestidae
Product: vesicle-associated membrane protein 714-like
Exons: 6
Coding region: 61-705 (214 amino acids)
Biological process (GO): exocytosis; vesicle fusion
Cellular component (GO): membrane; SNARE complex
Molecular function (GO): SNAP receptor activity; SNARE binding
Source: RefSeq, a predicted model, not a curated record